Messenger RNA from Metopolophium dirhodum (rose-grain aphid), 680 nucleotides. RefSeq names its product small nuclear ribonucleoprotein Sm D2-like. The record is from RefSeq and is a predicted model, not a curated record. Gene Ontology annotation, biological process: RNA splicing; spliceosomal snRNP assembly. Gene Ontology annotation, cellular component: U5 snRNP; U1 snRNP; precatalytic spliceosome. Lineage: Eukaryota; Metazoa; Arthropoda; Insecta; Hemiptera; Aphididae. Gene Ontology annotation, molecular function: RNA binding. The coding region runs from base 236 to 613 and encodes 125 amino acids. The transcript is spliced from 3 exons.
UCGAAAUACGAAUACGGUAUCUGUCCGACAGAUUUUGAUUUCUGUCGACAUUUUAAUUUUUGAUUGUCGGUUUUUUGAUUUGUAUUUUGUAAUUUUUGUUUACAAACUUUAUUCUUUUAUACUUUGCUUAGGUAUAAUAAUUUAAAUUAUCUUAAAUAAUUAUAUUUCAAAAUUUAAACUUCGUAUUUUACUAAGUAAAUAAUUGAACAUCUCUCUGUGACAAAAAUUCUAUAAAAUGGCUGCAGUAGCAAAUAAACCUAAAUCUGAAAUGACCCCCGAAGAGUUGGCAAAACGCGAGGAAGAAGAAUUCACUACAGGUCCUAUGUCUGUCCUGACUCAAUCUGUCCGUAACAAUACUCAGGUGCUGAUCAAUUGUCGUAAUAAUAGAAAACUUUUGGCAAGAAUCAAAGCUUUUGAUCGACAUUGUAAUAUGGUGUUAGAAAAUGUACGAGAAAUGUGGACUGAGUUACCUAAGACUGGCAAGGGCAAGAAAAAGGCAAAGGCAGUUAGUCGUGAUAAGUAUAUUUCAAAAAUGUUUCUACGUGGUGAUUCAGUAAUUUUAGUUGUUAAGAACCCUAAAGAAGCUGUUCGUCAACAACCACCAGCUCCUUGAAAUAUAUAUUCCACUUUGUAAGAACUAGAUUUAAGCAAAUUUCCAUAAAAAGUGUAUAUAUUGAUUA